Molecule: messenger RNA, 483 nt
Organism: Knipowitschia caucasica
Lineage: Eukaryota; Metazoa; Chordata; Actinopteri; Gobiiformes; Gobiidae
Source: the annotation of a GenBank genome assembly
AUGAUUGUGGACUUCAGGAAGAGCACUGUCCCCCCGCCCCCACCCUCCGUGAUGGACUCCCCCAUCACCUCUGUGGAGUCCUUCCGUUUCCUGGGCACCACCAUCACCCAGGACCUCAAGUGGGAGCCGACCAUCAGCUCCCUCAUCAAGAAGGCCCAGCAGAGGAUGUACUUCCUGCGGCAGCUCAGGAAAGCCAAGCUGCCUGCACAGAUGUUGGUGCAGUUCUACACGGCCAUCAUCGAGUCCAUCCUCACCUCAUCCAUCACCUCCUCCAUCACCUCCUCCAUCACCUCCUCCAUCACCUCCUCCAUCACCUCCUCCAUCACCUCCUCCAUCACCUCCUCCAUCACCUCCACCAUCACCUCCUCCAUCACCUCCUCAUCACCUCCUCCAUCACCUCCUCUAUCACCGUGUGGUUCACUGGAGCCACAGUCAGGGACAAACAGAGACUACAGUGCAUUGUGCGCUCUGCAGAGGAAGUGA